Molecule: messenger RNA, 4712 nt
Organism: Perca fluviatilis (European perch)
Lineage: Eukaryota; Metazoa; Chordata; Actinopteri; Perciformes; Percidae
Gene: synpo2b
Product: synaptopodin 2b
Exons: 4
Coding region: 211-3507 (1098 amino acids)
Biological process (GO): positive regulation of actin filament bundle assembly
Cellular component (GO): Z disc; actin cytoskeleton; nucleus
Molecular function (GO): actin binding
Source: RefSeq, a predicted model, not a curated record
UACAUGGAUGAUGAGCAAAGUGGUAGGACCUGAACAUCUGCAGUCCACAACAAGUGCAUGCAGGGAAACCAGCAGGAUGUGAAGUCUACAAUGCUGGAUAUUGACUGACGAGGUUUUUUCGUCGACAAACUUUUUCAUCUUUUACAGUUGCUUCAGGAAUGAUUGCUGUAUUAUUGGUAAUACUCAGGACAUUGUGAAACAGCAUCAGAGAUGGAACCAGAAGCUGAAGACCCAGACAACAAUGAUAACUUGGUCCCUUGGUCAGGUUCAGAUGGUUCCCAGGAACUUUGUGAGUCUUACAAUGAAGAUGAUGCCAGUGAUGCAGAGUACCCUUCAGACCCUCUACCUGCUCACAUCCCGAUGUCCGAGUCCACAGAACGCCUUCAUUCACAAGACUGGGAGUCUGCAGGUGAGCAACAUUCCCUGCCCGAACUUAGCGGAAGUGAAGAGGCUAUUUCAUACCAAGAAGAGGAUGACUACCUUAGUGAAUCAAGAGAGUCCAUUACAGAGUCUCCUCACAUCCAACCCUCACCAACAUCACAGUCCCCACACAGACAGCACCCUGAGUCCGAGCAUCACGCUGGCCAGAUAUCACGGCUGCAUUCCCAGUCAUCUUCCUCCUCUCUUGGCUGUGCAGCUGAUAUGACCCUGGCCUUGACCCUGACCACAGAGCAGCCUCUGGGAGCCAGUAAUAGGCAGGGCCCAGGGACUAGGAACAGGAGGGUUGAAUCAUCAGAGGAAGGAGGGAGUAGUGAAGCACCUCCUGCUUCUGUCUUCUUUGGAAUUUCAGACGAAGCUGCUGAGCAGGCAGAGAAGUGGAACUCGGAGUCUGACACAGAUCUGUGCAGACCGGACAGACACAGGGCAAGGUCCACACGGCUCAGUCACAACGAGAGCCAAUCAGAAAGAAACGUCAAGGAAACCAAGUCCAAAUGUAAGCGAAUUGCUCGGCUUCUAACAGAUGCACCCAACCCUCAAAAUAAGGGAGCCUUGCUGUUUGAAAAACGCCGCCAGAGGGUCAAGAAGUAUACACUUGUGAGUUACGGGACUGGUGAGAAUACACUUGUGAGUUACGGGACUGGUGAGAACAAGCUUGACAGCAAAGACCAAAUAGAGGAGGAAACUGAAGUCCGAUCAGCUGGUUAUAACUUUAUUGCAACAAGUGAAUCUGAGUUAGAAGAGGAGUAUUCUGGUUAUCACCAGCAGCGAAAUUUAAGUCUGAAUUGGGAAAGUGUUGGAGAAAUGGAAGCACUACCAGAAACAAAAGGAAAGGGUGUCAUGAUGUUUGCCCAACGACGCAAACGGAUGGAUGACAUUGUGUCAGAGCAUGAAGAACUGAGGAAUAAAGGAUUACCUGUGGAGACAUUAACAGAACCCGAACGUACAGAAGCACAGAAUAUUUAUGACACUGAGGAAAUGUACGUGCAUUCUGAUCAGGCCAACUACAUGGAUGCAAAUCUCAAGCAGCAUGUAGAACACCAAGAAAGUCUUCAACAGAUGAACCACCUGUCCAAUGUGCCAAGACCCUUGGUGCCAAACAGAACUGCGAAGCCUUUCCUUGGAUUUCACGUCAGCACAACUACUCCUGCCUUGCCUGGUGGCGUUGUUCCAGUGACAAAGAAGCACGAACCGAGAUUUAGAGUACCUGUGCCUAUUAACACUUACCCGCAAGUUUGGUCCCCAACUGGAGACAUUAUAGCCUCAAGAGAUGAGCGAAUAUCUGUGCCAGCGAUAAAGACGGGCAUCCUACCAGAGUCUAAAAGAAAAGCCGCUAAUAAACAGCGAUCAAUGCUGGCACAAGGAUCAGAACUUCACCUUCAAAACAAAGGGGAAAGGAGGUCUUAUAUUGAGACAGAGGAAGACUGUUUUAGUCUAGGUGCUGAAGCUUGUAACUUUAUGCAACCCAAAACAACAAAACUCAAGAAUCCCCCUCCAGUUGCCCCUAAACCUACAAUUAACCCAUCCUGCCCACCUUGGAUGGGAAGGAGCCCCUCUGGCGAGCACUGUAUUCCACCAAAAAGUCCGGUUUCACAACCUUCUCACAGUUCUGUUGGGACUCAUAGUCAGCAUUACUUACAGCAGCAAGAUUGGGCGCAGUCUCAACAGAUGGGCAACCAUUGGGCACCAAAUCAAACUCAGGCAACACUUCAAACACCUGCCAAUGCCUGGGUUCCUGUCAACUCCUCUUCUCAGCUUCAUCUUCAGCCAACCACAAAUAGCUGGAGUCAACAGCCGUCACAAUCCCCUGUGAGUAUGCAGGCCCGCAGUCCUACUUACAGCCCACAUCACCCACCUUCACCCUCAAGGAAUAAGUUAGACAGUACUCCAAACUCGGUUGCCUCUUACCCACGACAAGCAGAGAAGUCAUACACCUACGCGACAAAAGCAUCACAGGCUUCUCCAGAGGGUCAAGUCUCAGGCAGAGGUAUUAAUCGGGCUGGUGAUGGUCCAACCAUGGCGGGAAAAGGUGCAGAAUUAUUUGCCAAAAGACAGUCCCGUAUGGAGAAGUUUGUUGUUGAUGCUGAAACGGUGCAAGCUAACAAAACAAGAUCUCCCUCCCCAACCCUGUCACUCCCUAACUCCUAUAGGUAUUCUUCCAUUGUUCGUGCCCCACCUCCUUUAUCAUAUAAUCCCCUUCUUGCUCCUUUCUACCCUCCAUCAGCAGCCAAGCAAACCCCUUCCACAAGCCCCAAAAUCAAGCCUAAGACCAAAGCGAAACCUAAAGCAGUCCCAAAGCACCUCAACCCCUUAGAUAUUAUGAAACAUCAGCCUUAUCAGUUGGACGCGUCACUAUUCAAGUAUAAUGCAGUCCCUGAGGCCGAAAGCCCCAGCCCCAAAACAACUCCAGCAUCGAAGUUUGAGGUUAUCAAAAACCUUAAACAUAGAUCUGACCCUUCUCAUUCUCCUAAUAAUGCCUCUGAGCUUGUUGUUCAAAGCAAGGCAGAAGUCCCCACUAAGUCUCCUGUAUCGGGAUUUGGUAGAAGCCGCUCCCUGAGCCUGCCCAAGAGACUGAAUUCGAUGCCUUCUCCCAGAGUUGGGUCACCUGCGAGCACACUUGGAAUCCAGUCUUCAUUUUUACCCGCACAGAGGCAAACAUCCUUUCAAGAAAAGGUCUACAAGCCGCUGUCACCGUGGGAUGCAGCAUCCAGAAGCCCCAUUGGUUCAGUGGAUGAUGCCUUUGUGUUUCAGAGCCUCCCUUCAUCUAUUGCCUCUAAUGUCAAAGCCACAGCUCACCGCAGAUCUCUGCCAGAGCCUCCAGAUGAAUGGAAGCGCAGGGUGUCUCUUGAUCCUGCAGCUGUCAGUAUGGGUCGUUAUCAUGCGGCCCCAGCUUUUCAGGCACCUUUCAUGAGCAGGACAGUUUCACCUGAGAAACCAGCCUUCUAUGGGCCUCCCUUCAGACCUGCCCAGCCUCUGGGGCCUGACAGCAGGGCCAGUAUUGGAUACAUGGGACAUGGCUCCAGUCCAACAAAGUACUCUCCCUUGCAUAGUGCAGUCCAGAGAAGUUAAUACCACUAAGAUGAGGUCAGACAUACAUCAGACAAGGAUAAAUCUACUUUUAUAUUAACAUACAUGACAUAUGGUGUAAAGCAUAUUGAACAUGGAAUACAAAUGUUAAUUUGGCCCAAAGAGAUGGAAUAUGUUCGCUCUACUAUAAUGAACAAUGAGGUUGUUGGGACAUGGGUUGGUUCAAACUUUUCCAAUAGGUCUGAGACUCAUGAGAGGCAUACUUUAGACAAUUUAGUAUGUUUGUUUUAAAUUGUUGAUGGGAGUGAUAAAAGUCACUAACUUCAUGGUACAAGUGGUCACUUGGUUUGAAAAGCACGACUCACUAUUGUGUUGAUGAUAAGAUAUAACCUUGCUAAGCAUUGAUGGGAGAGUUUGCAAUUGUGUCUAAGAUUCAAAAUCAUUGUUUUAUUUGUUUCUUUAACAGGCUGAUUUAGGACAGAACAGAAGUGGACCACUACAAUCAAGAAAGGUUUUAGCAACGUGUUAUGAGAGCUAAAGUGAACGUGCAGUAGAUGAAAGAAAUGUUUGGUACAUUGCUUUUUUAUAAAUGUAGAGUGGUUUUGCUCAUUUUGACAUUGUUGGUUAUAAAUAUUUAGUGGCAAUUUAAGAAUCGUAUGUGUGGAUAUUCAGUCAUGUAUGUUUACUUUAUCUUUAAACUCACUGUGACUUUGUGAUCACUUCUGCACAUCUGCAUAUUUCAUACAGCGAUAAGUUACCAUUACAGAUGUUACUCAUAUUGUUUUAAUCUGUCUUUUCUCUCACAACUAUUGCAGUGGCGAUGAUACGUAUAUUAAAAGAGUAAACAUUUCUAGUAAUCUGCAGCACUUUCUAGUGACUGCUUAGUUACAUACAGACUAUAUUCUAUCUGAUCUAAGGAAGCUACAGUGCAUUUUUAGGAAAGUGUUGCAUCUGAAUGUUGACCUUAUUUGAACUGAUAACCUACACGUGAUAUUUCAAAAUAGAUUUAAGAGGAAUAAAUGUUGCAUGCAUACAUUCAUGACGUACCCCACCUUUGAUCAUACACUGUGUGGUGUUAAAGUGUAAACAGAACCACAGAUUCUACCAUUCAAUAUGACUGAUGGAGUAAGGUUUCUUGCCUAAUUUGUGGUGGGCUUUUACCCUGUGUUUGAUGAUUUUCUUGAAUAAAAUAUUAUGUUUUUGCACCUUUUAAAUACACACUAAAAAAUUAAAAGACAUAAAAAUGC